CUGGAGGGUCGGGAGGAGGAGAAAGGGAAAGCAGAGGCGAGAGAAAUUAGGAGGCGGGAGAAAUCGAGGGCUAGAAGGAAGAGGGGAGUCAGAGGAUGGUGGAGAGCACUUUUUGGAAGCCUCCACACCGAGUCUCAGGCUGGCCCGGCUGAACUGGGGGAGAGGGAGCGAGGGCGGCUCCGGGCGGGCGCUCAGGCGGCGGGAGGCAGCUCGGCGCGGGCCUGACCUCCCCAGAGCGCCCCUCUGCGGCCACGCAGGUCCGACCUCGCCGUCCAGCCAGCCCCGGACCCGCCGCUGGGCCGCCCCCGGGGAACGCUGAGCGCUCUCGAAGCGUCGGGACCGGCCGGCUGGCGGGCGUGCGGGCCGUGCGCCCAGGGCGCGCGAGGCGGGGAGGCCCUGGGAGCCCUGCGCGCCGGGACGCACGGGCCGGCAUGGCGAUGCACGCCCUCACCGGCUUCUCUCUGGUCAGCCUGCUCAGCUUCGGUUACCUGUCCUGGAACUGGGCCAAGCCGAGCCUGGUGGCCGACGCACCCGCGGAGGCCAGCGAGCAGCCCUCGGCCGCCCCAUCCCAGCCUCCCCACAUCAUUUUCAUCCUCACCGACGACCAGGGCUACCACGACGUGGGCUACCAUGGCUCAGAUAUCGAAACCCCUACGCUGGACCGGCUGGCGGCCGAGGGUGUCAAAUUGGAAAACUAUUAUAUCCAGCCCAUCUGCACGCCUUCGCGGAGCCAACUUCUCACCGGCAGAUACCAGAUCCACACAGGACUUCAGCACUCCAUCAUCCGCCCUCGGCAGCCCAACUGCCUGCCCCUGGACCAGGUGACACUGCCCCAGAAGCUGCAGGAGCUGGGUUACUCGACCCACAUGGUGGGCAAGUGGCACCUGGGCUUCUACCGGAAGGAGUGCCUGCCCACCCGCCGGGGCUUUGACACCUUCCUGGGCUCGCUCACGGGCAACGUGGACUACUACACCUAUGACAACUGCGACGGCCCAGGGGUGUGUGGCUUUGACCUGCACGAGGGCGAGAGUGUGGCCUGGGGGCUCAGCGGCCAGUAUUCCACUCUGCUCUAUGCCCAGCGCGUCAGCCACAUCCUAGCCAGCCAAAGUCCCCGGCAGCCCCUCUUCCUCUAUGUGGCCUUCCAGGCGGUACACACACCCCUGCAGUCCCCUCGUGAGUACCUGUACCGCUACCGCACCAUGGGCAAUGUGGCCCGGCGCAAGUACGCGGCCAUGGUGACCUGCAUGGAUGAGGCCGUGCGCAAUAUCACCUGGGCCCUCAAGCGCUACGGUUUCUAUAACAACAGUGUCAUCAUCUUCUCCAGUGACAAUGGUGGCCAGACCUUCUCGGGGGGCAGCAACUGGCCACUGCGAGGACGCAAGGGCACCUACUGGGAAGGGGGUGUGCGGGGCUUGGGCUUCGUCCACAGCCCCCUUCUCAAGAGAAAGCGACGGACAAGCCGGGCGCUGGUGCACAUCACUGACUGGUACCCAACCCUGGUGGGUCUGGCAGGUGGCACCGCCUCGGCGGCCGAUGGGCUGGAUGGCUAUGACGUGUGGCCAGCCAUCAGCGAGGGCCGGGCCUCGCCACGCACAGAGAUCCUGCACAACAUUGACCCGCUCUACAACCACGCCCGGCACGGCUCCCUGGAGGGUGGCUUUGGCAUCUGGAACACCGCUGUGCAGGCCGCCAUCCGUGUGGGUGAGUGGAAGCUGUUGACAGGAGACCCCGGCUAUGGUGAUUGGAUCCCACCGCAGACGCUAGCUGCCUUCCCUGGCAGCUGGUGGAACCUGGAGCGGAUGGCCAGUGCUCGCCAGGCUGUGUGGCUCUUCAACAUCAGUGCUGACCCCUACGAACGGGAGGACCUCGCUGGCCAGCGGCCGGAUGUGGUCCGAGCCCUGCUGGCCCGCCUGGUGGACUAUAACCGCACAGCCAUCCCCGUGCGCUACCCGGCUGAGAAUCCCCGGGCCCAUCCUGACUUUAAUGGGGGUGCUUGGGGGCCCUGGGCCAGUGAGGAAGAAGAGGAAGAGGAGGAGGAAGGCAGGGCUCGAAGCUUCUCCCGGGGGCGCCGCAAGAAAAAAUGCAAGAUUUGCAAGCUGCGGUCCUUUUUCCGUAAACUCAACACCAGACUGAUGUCCCACCGGAUCUGAUGGGGUGGGGGAGGUGAGAUACUUCCCCACUCAAGCCUGGCCCUGCCCCUUUUCUUGGGGGGCCCUAGGUCAUUUCCCCAUCUGCAAGGAAAUGGAGGGCGUAGAGCGCCUCAGUUGAAGAGUGGGGAGUUUGGCUUGGGGGUAGGGGAGAAUAAACCAGACAGGAUGGCUGGGUCCCAGUCCUGCCUCUAUUGACUUGUUCUGUGACCUCGGGUGACCUGCACAAGCUCCCUAGGCCUCAAUUUCCUCAUCUGGAAA
Messenger RNA from Camelus dromedarius (Arabian camel), 2408 nucleotides. RefSeq names its product arylsulfatase family member I (gene ARSI). The record is from RefSeq and is a predicted model, not a curated record. Bases 432 to 2150 code for a protein of 572 amino acids. The transcript is spliced from 2 exons. NCBI's taxonomy places the organism in Eukaryota, Metazoa, Chordata, Mammalia, Artiodactyla, Camelidae.